CGAUGUCUGAGCUCGGCUUUUCCUCCUACCCAUUGAAUUAAGUCGACUAAGGCGUCAUGGCUGGCCGUUCCCGUACCUCAGCUGCGGCACGUCAUGCGCGAUAAUAUACACGCUCUUUUCGCUAGUUCUUCCACCAUUCCUCGUCCAUGUAUACAAUCUUUUUUGCGGCGUUUUUUUUUUUUUCACUCCAAUCGGCCAGAUCCGAUCGCGUGAAAAAGUGGCAAAGCGCGCUCAGCAGCACGGCUAACCCACAAACCUUGUUCCAGUCUUCGAGGAGUGGCUGUUGGUACAGUUACCGCAUCCAACACCUUGGAACCAGAGAUGGAAAUCAAACCGGUGCGAUUAACUUCGUGAACGUUUGUUCGAAUCGCGUAUCGCAGUGCAAAUCGAUCCAACGAGAUCAAGGAAGCAUCGCGAUGCAGAGCACGUGGAACGGACGAACCAUCGUCCAGUGACCGCCUCGUGCGUUGUUCCUGCAACCGCUGCAGUUCUUUAGUUUUCCCUGCUCGACUAUGGAGGUGGAGUACAUAAGUAACGCGAUACGUGCGGAUUCUUCUACCGUAAACGUAAUUGAGGAUCCGGUGAUUUAGGGGGAGUGGAGCAAGCUGCCACGUCGUCCUACUUAUGCGAGGCAUGGCUAGUGACUGGCCGCGAGUUGGGCAGUAGACGUGAGACGCGAAUUAACUGCGACUACUGUUCUUGUGAAUUACUCGUUCAGGUUUCACCCGGUUUUCCGAUGUGAAUCUCGCCCACGGUGAGCAUACGUAUUAUGCCAAGGUGCAGACCGGUGCUGUGUCGUCGAGUUCUGUGCCUCGUCGCUCUGCUCCUUGGACUCGGGGUUAACGGACGUGAUCAGCCGGUAAAUGAGGGAUCUGCGGGAUCAAGGAAUGACGAUGCGCAGCCGCAGCCUCCGACCACGAGUUACUCCGUUGCUGGACCCAACGCUCUCGCCAGAUCGCUCCUCGUCGAACGGCAGGAGAGGCUGCAGAAGAAUUGCGACACCCUUCCUCGGCAACGGGACCAACUCGUUACUUCAAAGAUAUUCCACCACCUUAUCGUCGACGAACUGCACAAGCUCCUCUACUGCUAUGUACCAAAAGUGGCCUGCACGAACUGGAAGCGAGUACUGAUGAUAGCGUCGGGGAAAUGGCAGGGUAAGGACCCGAUGGAAAUCCCGGCAAACCAGGCGCACUCCCCGGGGAUUUUCAGGCGUUUGUCGAAGUACACAAUGGAGGAAAUCGAGGAAAAACUGUUGACCUACAACCGGCUGAUAGUGGUUCGCCACCCCUUCGAGCGGCUGCUUUCGGCCUACAGAAACAAGUUCGAAGCGAAGUACAACAGCUCGAUGUACUUUCAGUCGCGAUUCGGGAAGCGGAUAGUAAAGAAGUUCAGAUCUAACGCGACUCGCGAGGCCCUCGAACGGGGCGACGACGUGACGUUCAGCGAAUUCGUCGACUUCGUGACGACCGAAGACGCCGAGAAUGGGACCCUGAACGAACACUGGAGGCCCAUCACCGAACUCUGCCAUCCCUGCCUGGUCAACUACGACUUGAUCAGCAAGUACGAGAGCCUGGUCGAAGACGCGACGGAGGUUUUGGAGCGGAUGGGCGCUCCCUGGGUUCGAUUUCCCAGCGGGCCGCAAAGCAGCGAGCCGACUUCGAAGAGGCUCGGAAGUUACUACUCGACGCUCACCUUCAAGCAGCUCCAAAAACUGGCGAAAUUGUACCAGCUCGAUUUCAAGGUGUUCGAUUAUUCGCUCGAGGAGGUUCUCGGCUUCUCUUUGGCCUGACUGACGUUGGUUACAUGAAAGGGAAAGUUUUUUUUCCAUUGACUUUCAUCGAUUCGCGGCCUGGUCUUUUCACUCGUAUGAGGUUUGAGGUUCGAGUACGGAGAUCCGGCCUGCGGGGAAAGUUGCAUCAGGCGUCUGGUAACGCCUUCGUUUUCAUUUUUUACUUUUGUAAUUAGGUAAUAGACACGCCACAGGCUGUAAUAACUCAAAAGACUCGAGCGCGUACUGCCUCGUUGGUACUUACGACUCGAUACUGCUCAAUGUCCGUUAAUGCACACGGUAGGAUUAAAUUCGAAUUGAGUAUUAAAAAUUGAGUGAGCCGAAAAUCAAUCUCAGUGAAAUAUCUUCACUACGCUAAUCUUACGAUUGUACUAUUCGGCAAUUGGAAAUUAUAAAUGAUCGGCUCAAACGUGCUCAGAAGUAUGUUGAACAUUGUCAAAAAUGUGUCAGUACUCAUCGAAAUUGAGAUUAAAAUUCGAAGUCAAACAGCGUCUUAAGGUAAAUUUCGUAUAGAAUACUUUAUACGAUUGCUCAACAGUUCACAUUUACACAAAGAAUAUACUCGUUUCACAAUAUGUUGAUGUUAGAAAGGCCCGUACUUAAGCUAGCCGAUGUUCUAGGACUAAUUGUAACUCUGGUGAAUGCAUGAAGUUUAAUAACAGAGGGGUCUGUAGGUCAAAAUUGUUAUGUUAUAUUGUUGUUAAGUGAGGGUUACCAGCUAAUUGACUGUGGGGACGAAGGUGAAUUUUAUUUUACGUCACGCACAUUCCCAAUUUCAUAUAGAUUGAAAUAAUCUUUUUGCUUCAUUUCGUUUGUAUCUCGGUGGAUCAAAAUGUAAUUAGAGGUAAAAAAAACGUCUACCUCUGCUACUUUGGACAUGUUACGAUAAAUUUCAGAAUCACACCGUACGAUUUAUCUUUUCUGUCUCACGUUACACCGGAUAUUAGUCAAGAUAUUUUCUCUGGGUUUCAUUGGUCUACAGUCGGUAGUCAUUCAUGAUUUACAAUCAGCUAGUGCCAAACGAUCGUUUGUAAAAAUUUAAGAAAAAAAGCAAAAAUCUAAUACAUAAUGCAGAGUUUGAAAGAGCGAGAAGCAACACGGGGAUUAAGUUAGAAUUAUACCGCGGAACGCGCUCUGAGUAUAUAUAGACAAUUUGUCAAAACGAUGGAAUCUCAAGUCUGCGCAUAACUUCGACGGGCGAAAAGAAUACUUCGCUAAUUUGAGUCGUCCGCGCGAAGAAGGAACGAAGGGGCGGGGGGGGGGGGAAGAAAGCAAGAAACGCAAAGCAGAAAAAUAUAUGAAACAGAACCAAACGCAACUAUUUUUACAACAUACCGAAUACCGAGAUCUGAAUAUUUGCCAAUAAUUUGGCAGCACAGUGGCGCCGCGAAAAUCGCGAUUCUACAGUUUCUUUUUUUAUUUUUUAAUUUUGUUUUCGCUUCAGUUUUUUUUUUUUUUUUUUUCUCCAUACGCACAUCAUAAUCAUUGUAUCAGCCCGAAUUCAACGAUCGGUAAUCGGAUACGUAAAUCGAUCACGCGUAUCGUGCAAUAUACAUACUAAUAAACAACCGUGCCAUUAUUAAUGAUAGCUAUCGAUACCAUUUUAUGACGUACUAUAAAAAUAUACUUACCACUAUAAUGAGGAAAAAAUAAAAUACUUAACACGCUCUCUACGCUACCGUAAACACGCAAAGUGAUAUAUACAUAUAUCUUAAUAAAAAAAAAUAAAACUGUAUGCGUUCAAUGGUACAUAUUUACUAAAUACUUUAUUUUUUUGUAUUAAGAUAACCUUUUAUUUAUCGCAUAUACUUGUUAUGUAAUUUUAUAAUUGAGUUUAUUUAUUCAAUUUUUCUCAAUCACUAAUAAAAAUAAAUCAAUCUGAUCUAUGUUACUAAAAUACAAAAAAAUAAACACCGUAUUUCUGACUGAUUUAUUCUAAAUCUCGAAAAUCAAGCGCGUCGUAAUUUCUACUCGCCUGUAACGACAAACGAUCAACCAAUCGAUCAAUCAAUUAUCAAAUAAUUACAAUUACGUGCACUGACCUGCGGAUUAUAUUCGAGUUCAGCGGCCGUGAGCGUAUAUUCAAGGCGUCUAUGUCCUAUAAAUGUGGUCUCAAGAUGGUAGCUUGCAGAGUGCAGCCGAUUCUUCGUUUAAAAAUACACUGAUAACCAAUUAGACACGCACAUAUUACAUAUUAUACGCAUUAUCUAUACACGCACAUGCGUCCGUCAAUACGUGAAGAUAUUUACGACCGAGUGAAAGCAGCUGGAGUCUGACAAACCACAGCCAACUACUUGAUGCAUAGUUUCGUAGCGCUUUUUAACGUUAUUGGAAGAGAUUCGCGGUUAAUCGAGUUUGAAGUGCAAUCGAAAAAUGACGCGCCGGAGAUGAGGAAAAAAAAUUAUUUAAUAAGCUUGGAUGAAUUAAUUCAGGAGUUUCCCCAACUCAAUGGACAACUUUCUUGCGAUGAUUACCUACGUCUAAGGUCGCACGUAUACUGUAUGCGUAUAAAGAACUCGAUUAUGAUCAAAUUUUCCGUGAAAAAGACGGUACGGGAUAACCGUUGCGGUUCUAAAAAUUCCAAGAAAUUAUUGGAGCCAACUGAUGUGACAAAAACAAAUGGAAUGAAAAUUGAAAGCAAAGUUGGAAACAGGUUUUCACGGCCAAAAAAACAGCUAAUGUUUACUGUCAGGCUCGCGGUUGAACGGAUUUGUAUAUUUUUGGUGCAUAACGUUUGUUGUAAAAGCCCGUCAGUCAUACGGUUCAAAGAUUUGCGGUAAAAACAGGUAGGUACAGUAAUAGUACGGUGGUAUUGAAAUGGCAUAGAUAAUAGGUUGUGUAACGUUUCGGUCAUCGGAAUGGAUCGUUAGAACUGACCAUUAUAAAAAUAGUUUCAAAUCCCCGUGGUCUGCUUUCGUAUCAAAACCCCGCUAAUUUUAAACAACCGUUUCAAUCAUUCCGUGAUAUCGUAAAACGCGAGGUGAAGAAAAAUAAUGAAGUAUAAAUUUGAAGUAAAGUAAUACCACAAAUCGCGCGCAAUACGUGAAUCGACGCUUGCAAAGCUCCGAUCAUAUAUCGCGCAGCGUCGUUUUCUUUUUUUCUUCAGGCUGCUAAUCGACAAGCACAUCAUCGUAAUGUUGUUUCCGCGCAGUGUAAAAAAAAUGAUGAGAAAUAUUUGGAAUUCAAACCGAGAGCGAAGAUCGUCCGAUGCUACAAAAUGUGUUAACCUUAUGCGUGUAUAUUCGUGUAUGCAUGUAUGCAUGUAUAUACGUGCACAUCGUACCUGCGGGGGUGUUUGAAAAUAUUCUAUUUAAGUAUUCUUGGCAGGAAAUACUAAAAAUAUAUUCGCUAUGAUUAUAUUUAGCGUUGAAAAGUGGACCGGGAUUUCUUGAUGCUAAUAAAAUCACGAAUGUCUCAUUCUGUGUAUAUAUUCUCUUACGUACAUAUAUACGUCUACGUUCACAUGUCGCCGGGUAUCAGGUACAAGAUAAUUAUACAUGUGUAUCGAUGCAGAGAGCGAUAAAAAAAAAAGCAAGAAACGACGUUGAAAAAAAAAAAAAAAAAUUAGAAUCAAACGCGACGCUCAUUAUGUAUGUAUCUGUAAGCGUACGAUCUCGAGAUCAAGAAGCCUCCGCGCCGUAUAUCACGUACACCCGUAUAUUUGAUUUCUCAUUUUGUUUUUCCACUUUUUAUUUAUUAAUUUAUUUUUACUCAACGUCAAGAAGCCGCCAAGCCAAGCGUCGCCUCGCCUCGCGGCCGGAACUUCGUCGAUGCUUCCAACCGUGGUACAAUUAUUAAGAAGUAUCUCGAUAAUUGAGGAAUGACAGAAGCCGAAAGUCACAAAUACAUGAAGACAUCGUGCCUACGUUCCGUCCGUCCGUCAGCCUUCAGUCAUUCCAGGUUAAUGGUGGCUUAAUAUAACUCCGUUCGGAAAACGGCGACCGAGUGAACGGAGCAUGGAGCUUUUCUUCGAUUCGGUUCGGUUCGGUUCGGGCCGCGCGGUUCGAGGAUCAUAACUUUGACGGUCCACCGAGUGGGAGGCGGAGGCGGUCUGUGUUUCGUAUUUUGAAAAAUACAGCGAGGAGAUGAGAGGAGGUGAGAGGAUAGGAGAGGCGCGGAGAGGAGAGGAGAGGAAGAGAGAAUUCGGACCGCGUCACCGACGGUGGUGGGGAUCCAGUUCCAGGAGCUUGCGAGAACCGGGGUUCUCGGCGAGCUUGCGGCCUCCACGAGCCGAUCCUUCAGUCGAGCAGAGAUACCGUAGUCGAAAAGAAGCCCUCCGUCCCAAGGGAUCGUGGAGAUUGUAUUCGGCGUCGAGUCCGUGCGGGGAUCACAAACGGUAUACCAUAACCGCGAUAUUCCCAACGAGGAUCAUCAAGACGGCAAAUAUAUACUUUGAGAAAAUCAAAGGCUAGCUCCGGACUCGUGUACCAAGGAGAAAAAGAACACGUUCAAGGAUCCGCAAACAUGCCGCCAGUUUCAGAAACCAGCAACAUCCUCACCACCUACCUUAUUCUCAUUCUGCUGCUCAUCUCAUUAUGGAUCCUCUACGCAGGUGUCUUUUAGAACAGACAUUCCCACCAUGGAUUCGCUGGGUUAACAUUAUACCUUGAAGCAUGGCUGGUCAAAGACAUGGGGGCUCCCAGCCAAACGAAACUGAACCGCCACCGGCCCCACCAUCCAUAAACAUCACUAACAUCAUUCUACUUGAUUAUUUAUGACAUAAUUUAUUAUACACAUCUAUAUACAUAUAUUAUACAUUAUAUUGUACCCUGUAAUUAUACUGUUUAUCAUCGUUGUA
Molecule: messenger RNA, 6587 nt
Organism: Neodiprion fabricii
Lineage: Eukaryota; Metazoa; Arthropoda; Insecta; Hymenoptera; Diprionidae
Product: carbohydrate sulfotransferase 11-like
Exons: 6
Coding region: 770-1789 (339 amino acids)
Biological process (GO): carbohydrate biosynthetic process
Cellular component (GO): membrane
Molecular function (GO): sulfotransferase activity
Source: RefSeq, a predicted model, not a curated record